AUGUCUCUCGUUAUCGUCGUCUCGCUCCUCUUGCUCCGCGGCGCAUCGCAGCCGUCCGUUAUGGCGCAGAUGCCCGACGUCAUGCCACGUGGGCAGAUCGGCGGCGACGCGGGUAUCGAGCGCGCCAUGUCUCUCUUCCGCAUAUGGGAGGAGGCGUACGGAUUGAAACCCGACGUGCACUUGCCGCCCGCUAAGAUCACCUUGCCGGCCAUCGUGCCGCCCGCUCCGCAUUUAGAGGACUGCUGGGCGCUGACAGCGGCGAGGAAGGAGUCGGAGAGACGUGAAGGGGACGGGGAGCCUCCUGUAUGGGCGCGGCAUGUUGAUAACUGCUCCUCCCAAUGCAACCCGCAACCACCUUGG
Molecule: messenger RNA, 360 nt
Organism: Closterium sp. Yama58-4
Lineage: Eukaryota; Viridiplantae; Streptophyta; Zygnematophyceae; Desmidiales; Closteriaceae
Source: the annotation of a GenBank genome assembly